AUGGCUGGCCUCAAUGUGAUUAAUUACUACGCACCUUCAAUAUUUCGGUCCGCUGGCUUCACGUCGGUCAAUUCGAUGCUGUUCCUGACAGGUCUGUUUGGCCUGGUGAAGCUGGUUGCUGCUGCGGCCUUCAUGGCGAUCUUUGUACGGAUUAAGGGCAAUCGUUUCUGGCUGAAUCUUGGCUCAGCAGUCUGUGCAACCAGCAUGUUCGUCCUGGCGCUGUGUAUCUGGAGCACGGGGACAUCCAGCGCUGAAGGGCGCGGAAACCUCAGCGUCCAAGGAGUUGUGUCUGUGCUGUGUGUAUACAUUUUCUCGUUCUUCUUCGGAGUAAGUCUUGGGCCCAUCAGCUGGAAUGUUUGUGGCGAGAUAUUCCCAUCUCGGCUAUCGGCAAAGUGCUGUACGAUCACAACGUUCACGCAAUGGCUGUUCCAGAUCGUGAUCGCAAGUGUGACACCAAGGUUGAUUGCAAGUAUUGGCUGGGGCACUUACGUCGUUUAUGGCACCUGCUGUACUGUCAGUCUCGGAUGGUGCUGGGCCGCCGUCCCAGAGACGAGGGGUGUUGCGUUGGGAAGGGAGAUGGACCAGUUAUUUGAGAAGCAGGAGGAGAUGGUACCAUCCGAUACCAGCGAAGUCUAUCAGGUGGAGGAGGAAGCCAUGGUCGAGGUCAAUGAGACAAGUCCUCUCAUGUUCUCGGACCAAAGAAGGCGCAGGAGAAGCAGUGUCGCCCUGAUCGUCUAG
Messenger RNA from Cyphellophora attinorum, 738 nucleotides. Its product is annotated as putative quinate permease. Bases 1 to 738 code for a protein of 245 amino acids. NCBI's taxonomy places the organism in Eukaryota, Fungi, Ascomycota, Eurotiomycetes, Chaetothyriales, Cyphellophoraceae. Gene Ontology annotation, biological process: transmembrane transport; carbohydrate transport. Gene Ontology annotation, cellular component: membrane. Gene Ontology annotation, molecular function: carbohydrate:proton symporter activity. The record is from RefSeq and is a predicted model, not a curated record. The transcript has a single exon.